Morchella importuna is the source of this 540-nucleotide messenger RNA. RefSeq lists its product as uncharacterized. Gene Ontology annotation, molecular function: ribonuclease MRP activity. NCBI's taxonomy places the organism in Eukaryota, Fungi, Ascomycota, Pezizomycetes, Pezizales, Morchellaceae. Gene Ontology annotation, biological process: rRNA processing; intronic box C/D snoRNA processing; nuclear-transcribed mRNA catabolic process, RNase MRP-dependent. The transcript is spliced from 4 exons. The coding region runs from base 1 to 540 and encodes 179 amino acids. Gene Ontology annotation, cellular component: ribonuclease MRP complex; nucleolar ribonuclease P complex; cytosol. The record is from RefSeq and is a predicted model, not a curated record.
AUGGCACAAUUUAUCAAAGGCCAAGACCCAAAGAAAAAAAUCACAUUCUCCCUCGAUUCGCCAAACACCACUGUUGGAUGGCCGGAAGUUAGUAGCGCAAACCAGGAUACAAUUUUAGAUCUACUAUGCAGUUUGCUGGAACCCAUAGGUCAACAUCGAAAUCUCUACAUUCAGCCCUCCAAAGGCAAGCGCUCUCGUAAACGAAAGCGCGAAUUCCUUUCCAAUCCCUUAGCCGCAUCAGUGUUACCCAUACCACCACCGUCACCCCCGGAACUCAAUUCAUUCAUAACAAUUGGACUCAACUCAACUACCAGGCACCUUGAAUCUUUGGCUAAGGCACUACCAACCGAAACCACAACGCCCAGGCCCCGCCUCGCCGUCUUUGUCUGCCGUUCCGACUCGCAGCCUUCGCAACUUCAUUCUCAUCUUCCUUUAUUAUGUGGUAUUGUCUCUAAGGCAUCUCCGGGACUCCCUAUCAGACUUGUUCAACUCCCCAAAGGGGCGCAGGCGCGGGUCCACCGUGUUGCUGCAAUUUCUUGA